AUGGGUGCUCUGGUCGGAAGCGUUGCUGUGUUGCUGUUAGCACACGCCAUCGAUGCGGCGUCGGUUUCAAAUUACUCCCCAGAACUGAGUGAAGUUAAACUUUACUUCUAUUCACCACUAUUGCAUGUUGAGCAGGACGUGGAAUCGUUUGAGCCACCGCCCCAAAUCGACCUACGGAGACAGCUGAAGGUGGUGAUCCAUGGGUGGCUUGCCAAUCGUAACCACUUCUCGAUACUUCCCAUCCAGUCGGCAUACUUGGAGCAGGAUGCUCACAACCUCCUGAUAGCCGAUUGGAUGGAUGUGGCCUUUCUGCUAUAUCCAACGUCUCGUGAUCUCGUGCUGCCGGUGGCGAACCGCAUCGGCACCAUUCUGUCACGGUUCAUGGAGCGGGUAGGUAUCGACCACAGCCAGGUGCACGUUAUCGGCCACAGUCUUGGGGCGCACAUAGCGGGCAACGUCGGACGUUACUUUGGUGGGAUGUUAUCGCGUGUGACGGCCCUCGAUCCGGCCGGGCCACUGUUCGAGCUCGAUUCACCAGACGCCGUCGGGCCCGACACGGCACAGUUCGUGGAUGUGAUCCAUACCGAUCCGCUACUGCUGGGCGAUAACAAUGUCCGGGGACAUGCGGAUUUUUUCACCAACAGCGGUCAAGAUCCCCAACCGGGCUGUGCAUUACUCGACCUCGUCACACUACAUACCUGCAGCCAUUUGCGUGCGACCGGAUUCUUUGCGGAAUCAAUUCUACAGCCGAGGAACUUUAUUGCCUGUGCCUGCAGCCGGGAGGAGAUUGUGAGAAUGGACACCCUGUGCCUGCCGGAUAUGCAGGAAACAUCCUUGCGUGAGUGUGUCCCGAUGGGUGAGCCACUCGAGCGUAGUGUUCGGGGAACAUUUUUCGUGCGAACAGCGAGUGAGUCUCCGUACGGGCUUGGCACUCACGCAAUGAGCGGACCCAGCAUCUAA
Messenger RNA from Anopheles moucheti, 960 nucleotides. RefSeq names its product pancreatic lipase-related protein 2. NCBI's taxonomy places the organism in Eukaryota, Metazoa, Arthropoda, Insecta, Diptera, Culicidae. The transcript has 4 exons. Gene Ontology annotation, molecular function: lipase activity. The record is from RefSeq and is a predicted model, not a curated record. Bases 1 to 960 code for a protein of 319 amino acids. Gene Ontology annotation, biological process: lipid metabolic process.